Messenger RNA from Procambarus clarkii (red swamp crayfish), 1356 nucleotides. The record is from RefSeq and is a predicted model, not a curated record. Lineage: Eukaryota; Metazoa; Arthropoda; Malacostraca; Decapoda; Cambaridae.
AUGGGAUCAGCAGAGAAGUACAGAUGGAUCUUUAAAGCCGCCCGCACCCAUAGCGACCUGCAGCACCGCAUUGAGAGCAGAUUUGUAGGUAGCAAUGUUGUUUUGCGGGUGUUUGGGGCCAGAGCCUUGCAGUGCUUCACAAACAAUAACCAUGACUAUAAAGGUAAGAGGUUUAAACUGUUGGAACUCUCCCCCACCGUGCCUUACCUCUCCCCCACCGUGCCUUACCUCUCCCCCACCGUGCCUUACCUCUCCCCCACCGUGCCUUACCUCUCCCCCACCGUGCCUUACCUCUCCCCCACCGUGCCUUACCUCUCCCCCACCGUGCCUUACCUCUCCCCCACCGUGCCUUACCUCUCCCCCACCGUGCCUUACCUCUCCCCCACCGUGCCUUACCUCUUCCCCACCGUGGCUUACCUCUCCUCCACCGUGCCUUACCUCUCCCCCACCGUGCCUUACCUCUCCCCCACCGUGCCUUACCUCUCCCCCACCGUGCCUUACCUCUCCCCCACCGUGCCUUACCUCUCCCCCACCGUGCCUUACCUCUCCCCCACCGUGCCUUACCUCUCCCCCACCGUGCCUUACCUCUCCCCCACCGUGCCUUACCUCUCCCCCACCGUGCCUUACCUCUCCCCCACCGUGCCUUACCUCUCCCCCACCGUGCCUUACCUCUCCCCCACCGUACCUUACCUUUCCCCCACCGUGCCUUACCUCUCCCCCACCGAGCCUUACCUCUCCCCCACCGUGCCUUACCUCUCCCCCACCGUGCCUUACCUCUCCCCCACCGUGCCUUACCUCUCCCCCACCGUGCCUUACCUCUCCCCCACCGUGCCUUACCUCUCCCCCACCGUGCCUUACCUCUCCCCCACCGUGCCUUACCUCUCCCCCACCGUGCCUUACCUCUCCCCCACCGUAAGAGGUGGGGGAGAGGUAAGCCUCCAUCAGGGCCUCCACCUGGGGCCCUCCACCUGUGCCUUCAUAGGUGGAGAGGUCAAGUGGAGGGCCUUACCUGGGGCCCUCCAAUUGGGGUCCUCCACCUGGGCCUCCACCUGGGGCCCUCCACCUGGGGCCCUGUACCUAGGCCUCCACCUGGGCCUCCACCUGGGGCCCUCCAUCUGGGGCCCUCCACCUGGGGCCCCCCACCUAGGCCUCCACCUAGACCUCCACCUGGGGCCCUCCACCUGGGGCCCCCCACCUGGGCCUCCACCUAGGCCUCCACCUGGGGCCCUCCACCAGGGGCCCUCCACCUGGGCCUCCACCUGGGGCCCUCCACCUGGGGCCCUCUACCUAGGCCUCCACCUGGGCCUCCACCUGGGGCCCUCCAUCUGGGGCCCUCCACCUGGGCCCCCCACCUAG